Messenger RNA from Magallana angulata, 1646 nucleotides. Its product is annotated as acetylcholine receptor subunit beta-type unc-29-like. Lineage: Eukaryota; Metazoa; Mollusca; Bivalvia; Ostreida; Ostreidae. Gene Ontology annotation, cellular component: membrane; neuron projection; synapse. The record is from RefSeq and is a predicted model, not a curated record. Gene Ontology annotation, molecular function: extracellular ligand-gated monoatomic ion channel activity; neurotransmitter receptor activity; transmembrane signaling receptor activity. The coding region runs from base 238 to 1482 and encodes 414 amino acids. The transcript has a single exon. Gene Ontology annotation, biological process: nervous system process; chemical synaptic transmission; regulation of membrane potential.
CAGUAACCUUUAAUAUGUGGUGAAUUUAAAAGUAAAACUUGAAACCAUUUGUUAGAACAAUACACCAAACAAAGGCUUUUUAAGUUCAAAGUUAGCUAAUGUACUGCCCUUACGAAAACGCAACUUUCCUUGCGAUUACGCAUGGAUAAUAAUAUUAGUAAAGAAAUUUUGCAAAACAAAAAAUCUCUCAAGUAUUUGGAAUCAAAGUACAGUGUAAAAGGAUAAAACCUAACCAAAAUGAUGUUCACAAAAUCAUUAUGGACUUUGAUAGUAUUUGCAGUUCUAAGACUACCGUCCUCCAACGGUUCGUUGACAAGUACAACAGUGAAAUCAUAUUUGACGGAAUUGAAGACCAAUUAUGACAAGAACAUAUUCCCGAAACACAAAACACACGGACAAGUGUCCGUAAUGAUGGGUCUCCAGCUCAUCUCCAUCAACGGAUUCGACGAAGUCGCAGGCAUUUUAGAACUUGUCGCCAAAUUGAAAAUCUCGUGGACCGACGAGAAUUUACAGCGACUGUAUGCGUCAGCCUAUGCUGACAUCUCCGAGGCCCUGGUUCCGCAAAACGAUGUCUGGCUACCACCCGUAACCGUCUACAACUCAGUGGAGUCCUUAAAGAUGGUCGGUGAUUCCUCGUAUCACGUCCGGGUUAUCCCCGGUAUCGGAUGGAUUCAAUGGAUUCCAGGAGUGAUAACCAAAACCAGUUGCUCGGUGGAUGCUACCUACUUCCCCUUUGACAAACAGGUUUGCGAUAUCACCUUCACUAACUGGGGAUACACCGAAUCAGAAAUGAACCUGUAUUCUAGGGACGAGGUGAUUGACUUGAGUUUAUUUACGCAAAACGAGCAAUGGUCCCUAGGAGAGUCCAAGGUUUCCAAUUCCUCAACAGGAGGUCUUUCUUUCCUUACAUUUUCCGUGACUCUUGAACGUCAACCAACAUGGUUUCUUCUCAACAUGGUAUUACCCAUAAUCCUCAUCGGCUUGCUGACAGGCCUUGUCUUCCUCAUGCCGGUGGAUGAUGGAGAGAGGGUGGGUUACAUCAUUACGGCAUUCCUUACUUUUGCCUUCUUUCUCGACAUGAUAUCUUCCAAUUUGCCUCAUACUUCGAACCCGAUGGCAUUGGUAGUCUACUUCCUAACCGUCAUGGUUUACCUCUCGUCUGCCUCUACUGUGGUGACCAUUCUAACGCUGAGAAUCUACGACAAAUCGACAGAGGUCCCCAAAUGGUUGAAAGUCGUCGUUGCAAUAAUCCUGGCCAGGUACUGCUGUCCAAAGAAACAACUGUCUGACGAAGAAAUGGCCGGCUGGGCGGCCCCUGAGAAGAAGGAGGAUGUUAAGCCGGUGAUUCUGGGACCCACAGAAAACAUCACGUACCGUCUGGUGGGGCUGGCGCUGGACAUUCUGUUCUUCGUGUUGUUCAUUCUAAUUAACCUUGUCUGUACGAUUAUCUUCUUGGUCCCUCUCUCCACUAACGGAUCCUAAACUGGACUGUGUGAAAUGUGUUUUUUACUUCGUUUAUUUUGCAAUCAAAAAGUUUUGCCUCUUCUUUUGUUUACGCCUUAUAUACAUGUACCAAUAAAUCGAAUGCAUUGAAUUGAAAUAUAAUUUUGUUUGUUAAAUGUCAAAAUAAAAUGUUUUUACUAGUG